AAUCCUGGGAAUUAAUUGAUUCCCUAGAAUAAAAGGAUCUACAAUAUCAAAAAGAUAAUCUACCUUAAAUACAAUUCUAAUCAAGGCAAGAGAUAAUUCUACAAUUCUACAAUUAAUUACAAUUACUAUGCGCCUAAAAUAGAUGAUUCUUGAGAAUAAUCUAUUUUAGGUUAUUGGACAGAAUCAUCUAUUUUAGGCGCAUAGUAAUUGUAAUUAAUUGUAGAAUUGUAGAAUUAUCUCUUGCCUUGAUUAGAAUUGUAUUUAAGGUAGAUUAUCUUUUUGAUAUUGUAGAUCCUUUUAUUCUAGGGAAUCAAUUAAUUCCCAGGAUUUCCAGGAUUCUCUCUGUACCUAUUUAAGUUCGGUAAAUGAGAAGAAAAUUAAUUCCGCCUAUUUUCUUCUUUUAUGGUAUCAGAGCCGUAUCGCCAACUUCCAUGGCAGGCCUGAACUCGAGCGAUAUCAGCACCAGCUCAACUGGUGACUCCGCCCGAACCAAACCCUGUAUCGCUUUUGAUUCUAUGCAGAAUCUGGCGAUUACCACCAUCAAACUAAAUGGAAGUAAUUUCCUCCCGUGGUCACAGUCAGUCAAGCUUUUCGUCCAAGGAAAAGGCAAAUUUGGCUACCUCUCAGGAACAACAGUUCAGCCACGCCCCAAAGAUGAUGGAUAUGAACGAUGGGAGGCCGAGAAUUCCAUGAUUAUGUCAUGGUUGGUGAACUCGAUGGAACCAGAAAUUGGGAUGCCCUAAAGGAAAACUACUCAGAUUUGGGGAAUGCUGGGCAAUUAUUUGAGAUCAAGACACAAUUGGGAAAGGCGAAACAAGGGGAGAAGAGUGUAACUCAGUACUACACUGAUAUCAUGACUCUUUGGCAAGAGUAUGAUCUAUUUUGUGAUUAUAAAUGGCACUGCCCGAAAGAUGCUGCCCUCUAUCGGAAAAUUGUUGAAAAAGAAAGAGUUUUCGACGUCCUUGCUGGUCUGAACAAAGAACUUGAUGAAGUUCGAGGGAGACUCCUUGGCCGAGACCCACUGCCAAGUGCACAAGAGGUGUUUGUUGAGGUUCGUCGCGAAGAGAGUCGUCGACAUGUGAUGCUCAGAGAUGAAUCCACCUCUUUACCCAUUGAAACAUCUGCACUGAUGAUCUCAAAACCAAAUUUCAAGUCUCCACAUCCUUUGCAGCAGUCUAAUAAGAAUCAAGAACGGCCAGUGUGUGAUUUUUGUAACAAAAUCGGGCACAUCAAGGCAAAGUGCUGGAAGAUUCACGGCAAGCCAGCUGAGUUCACCCCUUCCAACCGAGUUUCACGCAAUACCAAAGGAGGCUUCCUCGCUGCAUCUGGAGAUCAAGCAAACACAUCAAACGACACCUUCUCCUUCACCAAGGAUAGCCUAGAACAAUUGUUUUAGUCCUGGAAUACUCAUCGGUCUGCUAAUACCAACAUCAAUACUCCAUAUACAUCAGUUUCAAAUACCCCAACCUCAAAUAUCUCAGCCCAUCCUUCAUCAUCUCUGGCGCAAAAAGGUAUCUUAGCAGCUGCCCUUAGUGUAAGUUUAGAAAAAUCCAACCCUUGGAUCAUUGAUUCAGGGGCUACUGAUCACAUGACUGGGUCUUCCUACAUGUUUUCUAAUUACUUUCCUUGUUCGGGUAAUCAAAAGGUAAAAACCGCAGAUGGUUCCCUAUCCGCAAUUGCUGGAAAAAGUUCUAUCAUUAUAUCUCCGUUUAUUACCUUAAACAAUGUCCUACAUCUGUCCAACAAAAACCUUUUCUCAAAUAUUGAAUGAUAAUGGAGAUGGUUACUUCUUAUAUUGUGAAAGGAAGACCAUAGAAAUGGAGAAUGAGGGAGGACUGGAAACCAUUUGGGAGAAGAUUUUUGAAGAAUUUCUAGAAAUUUCAAAAUCUAGAGAUGGUUUACCUCCUAGAAGAGACUAUGAUCACUCAAUAAAUAUUCAGGAGGGGGCUAAAAUACCUAAUAUCAGACAUUCAGACCUUACAGGUACCCUCAGUACCAGAAGACUGAGAUUGAGAAGAUUGUGAAGGAGAUGUUGGAUUCUGGGAUCAUCCAGAAUAGCAAUAGCCCAUACAGCACUCCCAUACUCCUAGCCAAGAAGAAAGAUGGUGGCUGGAGGUUCUGUGGAGAUUACAGAGCCUUAAACAAAAUCACAACUCCUGAUAAAUAUCCAAUUCCAGUCACUGAAGAGUUACUUGAUGAGCUUGGGGAGGCAACUAUAUUUUCUAAACUGGAUCUCAAAUCUGGCUACCACCAAAUACGGAUGAAAGAAGAAGAUAGGAAGAAGGCAACUUUCAGGACACAUGAGGGCCAUUAUGAGUAUUUGGUGAUGCCUUUUGGCUUAACUAAUGCUCCCUCUACCUUCCAAGCUUUGAUGAACCAAGUACUAAGGCCUUAUUUGAGGAAGUGUGCCUUAGUAUUUUUUGAUGAUAUCGUGGUAUAUAGUAGAACUAAGGAGGAUCACAUAGAGCAUUUAAGAGCAGUCCUCUCUGCUUUGAGGGAUAAUCAGUUGGUGAUUAACCUAAAGAAAUGCCCUUUUGGACAACCUCAACUGGUCUACUUAGGGCAUAUUAUUUUUGGAGAAGGAAUAACAGCUGAUCCUACCAAGAUUGAAGCCAUGGUUACUAGGCCAGCACCUCAGAAUUUGAAAGAGUUAAGAGGGUUUCUGGGGUUAACUGGCUAUUACAGAAGACUUGUAAGGGGGUAUAGCAAGAUUGCAACACCCCUUACACAACUCCUAAAGAAAGACAGUUUUCAAUGGGGAGAACAAGCUACACUAGCUUUUGAGGAGUUGAAAAAAACCAUGUGAUAGGGACCCGAGCUGAUUAGAGUUAAUAAUAGUAAUAGAAUAAUGUCAAAUAAAUUGUUAGUGGAAAAGUGAGGGUUUGGGCCUUGUACUCAGAAGCUUGGGCCGGCUCUUAAGGAUAGAAAUAUUAUAAAAAGGGGGAAGGAGGGCAGGAGAGGAGGCAGGCAGAAAUUGGAAUUAGGUUUGGGACUUGGGAGAGGGGACUGCUCGAAGUGUCUCGUUCUGAUUUCUUCUCUUUCUUUCUGUUAUUUCCGGUUCAGUUGUAAUCGAC
Messenger RNA from Cuscuta europaea, 3074 nucleotides. The record is from the annotation of a GenBank genome assembly. Lineage: Eukaryota; Viridiplantae; Streptophyta; Magnoliopsida; Solanales; Convolvulaceae.